Carlito syrichta (Philippine tarsier) is the source of this 7786-nucleotide messenger RNA. It is a transcript of the gene ARMCX4, whose product is annotated as armadillo repeat containing, X-linked 4. NCBI's taxonomy places the organism in Eukaryota, Metazoa, Chordata, Mammalia, Primates, Tarsiidae. Gene Ontology annotation, molecular function: protein binding. The record is from RefSeq and is a predicted model, not a curated record. The transcript is spliced from 7 exons. The coding region runs from base 534 to 7439 and encodes 2301 amino acids.
AGAGACGCAGCCUUAGGUGCAGUCGUCACUCCCGUCUGGCUACCAGCUCCCCUCUGCCCAGCGCUCGGCGGGCUGGCAUCGGGCCCGGGGACAGCGGAGCAGUUUGGUGUGGCACUGUUUGUGGCGAGGAGAAAGGAAGAUGGAGAGGAGAAAACUGCACUGGAUCUAUGGAGGUCUUCCCAUAAAUCUGCAGUAGGGCUGUUUACCACUGGAAGCAAGAGAAAGAGGACUGGCCUGGCAACCACUGAGAUCUGCUUGCAUGUCUGCUGCAGGACUUGAGAUCACUGGAACCAAAGAAACAAGGAGGAAAUUUUCCCUGAUCAGUAUAGACUGGUUGUAUCACCAAGCAAGAAAAGAGAGGAGGAGGAAACUGCUUCAGAUCAUUACAGGUUCACCUCCAGUGGCAGCUGUAGUGGCCUUUGAGUGGCUGAAGACCAGUGCCCUAUCAAGCCUACACCCAGAUCUACCACUGUCUUUCCCUAGCUCGAGUGAGCCCUACUGUACCUUGUUCGUGCCUUCAACUGGGGUAUUACAUGGGCCGUGUUCAGGAAGUGGGCUGGGUGACUGCAGGACUGGUGAUCUGGGCUGGAACCUGCUACUUCAUUUACAAAUUAACCAAGGGAAGAGCCCAGAGUGUGAGGAGACUUGCCAGAAAUGGGUCCAGAGUCAAGAUGGAGACUGUGGUUGGGGUACAGAACCAGACAUUGGCCACGAGUGAAGCCAUGGCGGGGGAAGAGAUUGAGAUUAGACCCAAGGCCAAGAAUGGAGCAGAAACUGGAGCAGGAGAUGGGCCUGGGGCUGAAGUAGAGACCAAGGACACUGCUAUAGCCAUACUCAAAGCCAACUCUCAGGCCAAGGCAAUGGGUGGGACAGAGGCAGAGAUCCAGUCUGAGGCCAAAGUGAUGGCUGGAACACUGAUCAUGACAGAGGCAGUGACUCUGACUGAGGCCAAGGCUAAAGCCAAGGAAGUGGCCGUGAAAGAAGCAGUGACCCAAACUGAUGCUAAGGCUGGGAGAGUAGUCAAGAAAGAGGCAGUGACUCAGACCAAGGCUAAAGCUUGGGCACAGGCUGCCAGGGCAGAGGCCAAGAAAGAAGCAAUGACCCAGACCAAAGCUGAAGCUCAUAUAUUGGCUGAAAAAACCCCAGAGAUUAACAGAGUAAUGGCAACACACAGUGAGAUCUUGGCAGUGACCAGGGAAGUGGACAAGAUGGGGGCCAUGAACAAGACUGGAAUUGUGACUGAGACCAAGACAAGGGCUCUGGAAGAGACUGUGAGUGUGGCUAAGAUUCAGUCAGAGGCCAGGCCUGGUGCCACAGUUGAUGCUAGGGAAAAUCUCAAUGGCCUGUCCAGGGAGGUGACUGGAGUGAACGUGAAGUCCAGUACACAGUCUCAGGCUGUGACCAAGGUCCAGGGUGAUGACGUGCCUGGUACUGGGGUUGAAGACAAGGGAAAUUCCAAAACCAUGUCUACAGCAGGGUCUGGGAUAGACACGAUGGCUUCUGUUCGGCUUCAAAUCGUUGCCAAGACCCAGGAUGAGACCAUGCCUGGGGCAAGGAUUGAUGCUGGGGGUAAUACCAACGCCAUGUGUAUGGUGGGGGCAGGGGCAGAUGUGAGAGCUUGUGUACAAUCUCAGACUGUGGUCAAGAAACAGGCAGAAGCAACGUCUGGUGCCAGAGUUGAUGACAGGGGAAAUACCAAUGUCAGAUCUAAGACAAUCACUGGAGCUGACAUGAGGGCUGCUGCUCAGCCUCAAGCUGUGGCCAGUACUCAGGCUGAGGCUACGCCUGAUGUUAGGGUUAAGGGUAGAGGCAAUUCCAAUGCCUUGGCUAAAGCAGGGGCCAGGGCAAACUUGAGGGCCAGUUCCCAGGUGGAGGCCUUGCCUAAUGCCAGGGAUAAGAGCAGAGGCAAUCCUAAUGUCAUGGCUAAGGCUGGGGUUGGGACAGACAUGUUGUCAUGUACACAGUCUCAACCUGUAGCCAAUGUCCAGGCUGAUACCAUGCCUGAUGGUAGAAUUAAGGCUAAGGGCAAUACCAACACCAUGUCUAAGGAAGGAGCUGGGACAGACACAAAGACACAGGCUCAGGCUAUGGUUCAGAGCCAGGGAGAAGCCUUACCUAAUACUAGAGGUAAGACUAGGGGCAAAACUAAAUCCAAGUGUAAGGCGGGGCUUGGAACAGAUGUGAAGUCCUGUGCACAGCCUCAGGCUGGGGCCAAAGCCCAAGCUGAGGCCUUGCCUGAUUCCAUGGUUGAUGGUAGGGGUGAUCCUAAUGCUAUUUCUAGAGCAGUGGCUAAGGCAGACCAGAGGACCUGUGGUCAGCCUCAAGUUGUGGCCAAUCCCCAGGAUGAGGCCUUGCCUAUUGCCAAGAAUAGAGUUAAGGGCAAUCCCAAUGUGCCUAAGGCAGGAUCUGGGGAAGGCACAAUGGACUCUGCCCAGCCCCAGGCAGUGGCCAAUUCCCAGGGUGAAGCCUUGCUUGGUACCAAAAAUAAGGUCAGAAGCAAUCCCAAUGCAGUGUCUAAGGCAGGAGUUGGGGCAGGUACAACGGGCUCUGCCCAGCUCCAGGUUGUGGCCAAUUCCCAGGCUGAAGCCUUACCUGAUAUUAAGAAUAAGGUCAAGAACAAUUCCAAUGUUGUGUCUAAGGCGGGGGCUGGGAAAGAUAUAACGGGCUCUGCCCAGUCCCACGUUGUGGCAAAUUCCCAAGGUGAGGUCUUGCCUGGUGCCAAGAAUAAGGUCAGGGGCAGUUCCAAUGCUGUUCCUAAUGUAGGGCCUGGUCCAAAUACAACAGACUCUGCUCAGCCCCAGGCUGUGGCUAAUUCCCAGGAUGAGGCCUUGCCUGGUGCCAAGAAUAAGCUCAAGGGCAAUCACCAUGCUGUGUCUAAAGCAGAGACUGGAAUAGGUGCAAUGGACUCUGCCCAGCCCCAUGCUGUGACAAAUUCCCAGGGUGAGGCAUUGCCUGGUGUCAAGAAUAAAGUCAGGGGCAAUCGCAAGUCUGUGUCUAAAGCAGGGACUGGGGCAGAUACAACAGGUUCUUCCCAGUCUCAGGCAGUAUUCAAUUUCCAGGGGGAGAUCUUGUCUGGUGCCAAAAAUAAGGUCAAGGGCAAUCUCAAUGCUGUGUCUAAAGCAGAGCCUGAGAUGGGUAUAACAGGCUCUACCCAAUCUCAGGCAAUGGCCAAUUCCCAGAGUGAGGCCUUGCCUGUUGUCAAGAAUAAGGUCAAGGGCAAUUCCAAUGUCAUGCCGAAGACAGGAACUGGAGAAGAUACAAUGGCCUCUGCUCAGCCUCAUGUUGUGGCCAAGUCCCAGAAUGAAGCCUUGCCUGGCACCAGGAAUAAGGUAAAGGGCAAUUCCAGUGCUAUGUCUAAGACAGAGACUGGGACAGGUACAGUAGGCUCUGCCCAGCCUCAGGCUGUGACCAAUUCUCAGGGUGGAGCCUUGCCUGGUACCAAAAAUAAGGUCAAGGGCAAUCCUAAUGCUGUACCUAAAGUAGAGGCUGGGGCAGAUACAAUGAGCUUUGCCUGGCCACAGACUGUGACUGAUUCCCAGAAUGAGACCUUGCUUGGUGCCAGGAAUAAGGUCAGGGGCAAUCCUAAUGUUGUGCCUAAAGCAGGGGCUACGGCAGGUACAGGGGACUCUGCCCAGCCCCAGAUUGUGGCCAGGUCCCAGGGUGAGACUUUGCCUGGGGCAAGGGACAAGGUUAUGUUCAGUUCUGAGACAGAAGCCACAGUGGAUGGGGUCCAUGCAAAGCCUGAGGCUGAGGCCAUGCCCACUUCUGAGAGUGAGAGUGGGUCAGGUACUCAGGCUUGCAGAAAUACUCAGCCUUACAUCCAUGACUACUACUGGAAUGGCAUUGGUGUUGAGGAUUGGAUUGCUGCUGAGCGGUGGAUCAAAUUUAGGUUUCAGGCCAUGGAUGAAGACUGGGAGAAUAGCAUGUCCUGGGCUGAUGAUGAGAAUGAAGCCAGUAUUGAGUCCUGGAGUGGGGCUAGUGAUAAGGCUGGUAUUACAUCCUGGGCUGUGGCUUGUGGUGAGGCUAGCAUGAAGUCCUGGACUGGGGCAAGAGCUGAGAAUGAGGUUGAUAUUGGGUCUUGGACUGGAGUUGGGGACCAGGCCAGUGGAGGGCUCUGGGUUGGGGGUCAGGUUAGUGAAGAAUCCUGGGCUGGGGACAAGGCCAGUGGGGGAUCCUGGGCAGACAAUGAGGGCAAGGCCAUUGGAGGGUCUUGGACUGGGGCUGAGAACCAGGCCACUGGGGGUUCUUGGGUUGUUUCUGGGAAUCAGGCCAUUGGAGAGCUCUGGGCUGGAGGUCAGGCAAGUGAAGGGUCUUGGCCUGGGGGACAGGCCAGUGGGGUAUCCUGGGCUGGGGAAGAGGCCAUUGGAGGGUCCUGGACUGGGGUUGAGAGCCAGGCAAGUGGGGGAUCUUGGGCUGGGGCUGGGAAUAUAGGUAGUGUUGGGUACUGGGCUGGGACCGUGGACCAGACAAGUGGAGGGUCCUGGGCUGUAACUGGGGAUCAUUCUGGUGGUGGAUCCAAGCCUGGAUUUGAGGAUCAGUCUGGUGAAAAGGGGUCCUGGGCUAGGACUGGUGGUCAGGCCAGUGAAGGGUCCAAGUUGGGGUCUGAGGACCAGUCCAGUGGAAGGUCUUGGGCUGAUACUACAGACCAAGCCAGUGGAGGGUCCAGGCUUGGUCAUAUAGAUCAGUCCAGUGGUGGGUCCUGGGCUGACACUGAGGACUCAAAGAGGGCAGGGUCCUGGGCUGUGACAGGUGACCAGUCAGUUGGUAAGUUCAAAUCUAGACUUGAGAAUCAGACCAGUGAAGAAGGGUCUUGGGCUGUGGCUGGUGGCCAAGUUGGUGGAGGGUCCAAGUUGGGACCUGAGGAUUCAUCCAGUGGAAGGUCCUGGACUAGUUCUGGGGACCAGAUCAGUGGAGGGUUCUUGCUUGGAGUUGUGGAUCAGGCUAAUGGAGGGUCCUGGGUUGGGGCUGGGGAUCUGGUAAGUGGUGGGACAAAGCCUAUAUAUGAGGAUCAGGCCAGUGUCAAAGGGUCCUGGGCUGUUGCUGGGGACCAGGCUGGUGGAGGCUCUAUGCUGGGGCCCAGGGACCAGUCCAGUGGAGAUUCCUGGGUUGGCACUGGGAAUCAGGCCAGUGGUUGGUACUGUGUUUGCCCUGGGAGUCAGACCAAUGGAGGAGAAUCUUGGGGUGGGGCUGUUGGCCAAGACAUUGGAGUGUCUAGGCCAGGGCCCACAAGCCAGUCCAGUGGUGGGUCUUGGACUGGCACUGGGAGUCAGGUCAGUGGAGGCUCCUGGGCUGGGACUGUGGAUCAGGCUGGUGGCUGUUCCAGACCUGUAUUUGAGGAUCAGACCAUUGGAGGAGGGUUCUGGGCUGGUGCUGGGGACCAGGCCAGUGGAGGCUCCAGGCCAGAGCUUGAGGAUCAGUCUAGUGGUGGAGGUCCCUGGUGUUUGGCUGGUGGUCAGGUGGUUGGAGGGUCUAGGCCAGGACCUUCAGGCCAGUCCAGUGGUAGGUCCUGGGCUGGCACUGGGAGUCAGGUCAGUGGAGGCUCCUGGGCUGGAGCUGGGGCUGUGGAUCAGGCUGAUGACUGUUCCAAGCCUGAAUUUGAGAAUCAGGCCUGUGGGAGAGGUUCCUGGACUGGAACUGGGAAUCAGGUCAGUAGGGAAUCUUGGGCUGGAUCUAGGCCUGAGAAUGAGGCCAGUGGAGGUUCUAGACUGGGACCUGAGGACCAGGCUACUGGAGGGUCUUGGGCUAGGUCUGAGGAGCAGGUCAGUGGACAGUUCCAGGUCAGUUUUGAGAUGGAGGCUAAUGAAGAAUUCUGGUUUGGGCCUGGGGCUGAGGCUGUUAUAGGGUCUUGGUGCUGGUCAGAGGAGAAGGCUGAUAUUGUGCCCAGGCUUGAGGAUAAGGAUGAAGCCAGUACUGAAUCCAGAUCAGGGACUGGGAAAGAGUCUAUCGUUAGUUCUAGGUUUGAGACUGAGAACAAGGCCAGUAUUGGUUCCUGGAUCAGAUCUGAUGAGGCAGCUUAUAUGGGCUCCUGUGUGGGGGCUGAGGCUGGAGCUGAGACUGGAGCUGAGGCUGUAACUGAGGCUGUAGCUGAGGCUGGGGCUGAAGCUGGGGCUGAGGCCGGGGCUGAGGCCAGGUUAGGGUCUUGGUCCUGGGAUGGAAAUGCAACCACUACAAAGUCUAGGCAUGGGACUGGGGAAGAGGCUGGCAUAGGGUCCUGGACUUUGGCUAGGGAUGUAGAUGAGGAUGAGCUAAGUAGAGAGUCAAGCCCCGAUAUUGAGGAGAUAAGUUUAAGGUCCUUGUUUUGGGCUGAGAGUGAGAACAGCAAUGAGUUCAGAUCCAAGUGUAGGAAAGAUGUCAAUUUUGAGUCUGGGACUGGGGAUAAGGCUAGCAUCAAGGAUAAGUUUGAGGCUGCUGGUGAAGUUGAUAUAAGGUCUUGGUUCUGUGAGGACAAAUCUGCAUCUAAGGAUAAAGCCAAAAAAUCAGCUGAGUCAAGAGGCACAUAUCCAUCCAUGGUCCCUGGGGCAGGAAUGGGGUCAUGGGAUGGGGCCAUGAUCUGGUCGGAAACAAAGUUGCCACAUCCAAAUGAGGCCAGUUUCCUAGCUGAGGAUGAGGUCAAAAAGCAAAUGAAGUCUGGGGAGAAAAUUCGACCCUUGUCCCGCCGCUGUAAACACGACGCUAAUAUGGAUCCACGAGAUCUCGAAAAACUCAUUUGCAUGAUUGAGAUGACUGAAACUCCUUCUGUUCAUGAAAUAGCCAAUAAUGCUCUAUAUAACAGUGCUGACUUUCCUUAUCCCCACGAAGUUGUUCGCAAUGUAGGUGGAGUCUCGGUUAUCGAAAGCUUACUCAAUAAUCCUUAUCCCAACAUUAGGCAGAAGGCUUUAAAUGCACUGAAUAACAUCUCAGUGGCUGCUGAAAACCAUAGGACAGUUAAAACAUACUUAAACCAAGUAUGUGAAGACACCGUCACCUAUCCCUUGAAUUCAAAUGUACAGCUGGCUGGACUAAGAUUGAUAAAGCAUCUGACUAUUACCAGUGAAUAUCAGCAUAUGGUUACAAAUUAUAUUUCAGAAUUUCUUCGUUUGUUAGCUGUGGGAAGUGGCGAAACUAAAGAUCAUGUUUUGGGAAUGCUUUUAAAUUUCUCUAAAAAUCCAUCUAUGACAAAAGACUUGCUCAUUGCCAAUGCACCAACAUCACUGAUUAACAUUUUUAACAAGAAAGAGACAAAAGAGAAUAUUCUUAAUGCUAUCUCACUAUUUGAAAAUAUAAAUUACCAUUUUAAAAGAAGAGCAAAAACAUUUACCCAGGACAAGUUCAGUAAAAAUUCCCUUUAUUUCCUAUUCCAACGACCUAAAGCAUGUGCCAAGAAACUUCGAGCCUUAGCAGCAGAAUGCAAUGACCCUGAGGUGAAAGAAAGAGUUGAGCUAUUAAUAAGUAAACUCUGAUUGACUGUAUGUUCCCAAACAAAUUUGAGUAAUAUUUUGGUUUUGCACCCUGGGAGUAAUGCACAUUGUAAAUUGCAUUAUAACUUUGAAACUGAUGUUAUCUAUGAUGGUCUAUAGCUGUACCAUUUUAUGAACACCAAAUGAAUUCAAACUUGUACUGGAAAAACAUGUGUUGAUUUUUAUCUUGUCUGGAUUGAGAUAUUUCUGGUAUGCUUCAUGAGCAGAAACUGAACUGAUUCUUCAUAAGUAAGGUAAUCUUUGGUCCUUUGUGUGGACUUAUGUUUAUACAUUUAAGACUUUAUUUUUAUGUCAUCAAUAAAGUUGUGUCUUCUAAGCAGCAGAAAAAA